AUGGCGUUGGUUGCUUACGAUGAUAGUGACAGCGGGGAAGAGGCUACAGACGAUCGUAAUCUUAAUCCUUCUAUGUCCAAAUCGCAAUCGGGGCCUCUCAAGGGGCUCCUUGCCAGUCUUCCACGACCGAAGGAUGAUUGCACUAAAAGAAUGAAAAAGCCUGUGAAGAUAGCUAUGCCUACAGCACCGGAGCCAGACUCUGAUGAAGACAGUGAAACGCCCGUUGUUGCAGCAAUGAAAAGCUCAGAUGUUAGGAAGGGUAUUUCUUCUCUAUUACCAGCUCCUAAAAUGAAAAGGCAAUCUUUAAUAGUCGAAGCUCGAUCAUUAAAUCCAAACAUACCUACAGUGAAAGAAGCAGGUCGGAUACUUGUACCUCACACUGUAGCUGCAAAAAAGGCUGCUGCUGAGAAAACAGCUGCAAUGAGGGCUAAAGCUGCUAAAAAAGCGUCCAAAGAAAAAUCAAAGCAAAGUGAUGACAGCAAUGAUGAGGAUGAAAGUCCGACAUCUUUCUUUUCAUUUGACUGUACUACAAGUAGUUUGGAUUCUCAAACUGAAGUUAGACACAAUGAGGUUGCUGGACCUGCUCUAGGGCCACAGCUACCCAGCACCGAGGAAGCUCAAUAUGCUUAUGAUCAAUAUCCACAUUAUGGACAAGUUAUGGAUGAUGCAGGUUCUAUGGGGUAUAGCAGUGCAGGUGAUCAAAAUUGGCAGUGCACUGCUACCGGUCUAGAUCAUGCUUCAGCAGAUACGUCAAACUCACAAACUAUGUUGCAAGAUGAAGCUUUUCAGCAACUUAACUGUGGAAAGAAACGAAAACGAAAAGGAGCAUGGGACAUUGCACAAAUUAUAGAUGUAAACGAGAAAGACACUAUAGCUGAAAUACACGAAUACCGAAAGAAAAUGGCGUCUCAAGAAGACUCCAACUACAUUCCUCCAGUCAAAACAAAUUUUAUACGAAUUCCAUCAAGUGAUGCAAGAAGGAAACAUCAGAUCACGUGGCUAGCACUCGAGGCAAGGGAACGUGAAAUGAAAUUACAGAACCAAUGGGCAGAGAGCAGACUCACCAAGAGACAAACUCAAGCUAAAUACGGUUGGUAGAAUAUACAAUAUUGUAUAGAGAGGCAAUUAUGCGGUAAUAUUAAACUUGGAAGAGACUAAAGGUGUUACACAGUCA
This is a messenger RNA of Corticium candelabrum, 1174 nucleotides long. RefSeq names its product proline-rich protein PRCC-like. Gene Ontology annotation, cellular component: nucleus. The coding region runs from base 1 to 1098 and encodes 365 amino acids. Lineage: Eukaryota; Metazoa; Porifera; Homoscleromorpha; Homosclerophorida; Plakinidae. The transcript has 6 exons. The record is from RefSeq and is a predicted model, not a curated record.